Messenger RNA from Oncorhynchus masou masou (cherry salmon), 7181 nucleotides. RefSeq names its product rhomboid-related protein 1-like. Gene Ontology annotation, molecular function: serine-type endopeptidase activity. Lineage: Eukaryota; Metazoa; Chordata; Actinopteri; Salmoniformes; Salmonidae. Gene Ontology annotation, cellular component: membrane. The record is from RefSeq and is a predicted model, not a curated record. Bases 420 to 1538 code for a protein of 372 amino acids. The transcript is spliced from 8 exons.
AGGGAGCAGUCAGUGCUGCAAGGCAGAGGUUAGCAAGGAGGAGAGUGCGUGAAUGAGAGCUGCUGAAUCUGCUGUUUGCUUGUUUUGCUGGGCUGCCUCCUUUCCACACAGCACUGGCACCACAGAAUACACUGCCACCACUACAGACGCUGCUGAUUACCACGCUAGUUAGCCACAGCGCUAACAGGAGAGCAAGGGGCCACCAGGAAUCAAGUUAUCCGGGUUUCUCCAUCCUUUGAGCAGGGGACGUAGCCGUGUCGUGUAGUGGAGGGGGCAGACGCUACGAUUUAGUCACCCGCUCCUACCUCCCCCAACCCCACUCCCCGUCCCCUUCUCCCCAAACACCACCAGCAGCCCGCUUGCUCCUCCCUAUCUAUGCCCUUGUCCUCGGCGGCUCCUCUCAACUCCCUGGCCAGUAUAUGGAUAGAAGCUCCCUGUUUCAGCUCAUACAAGAGCAGCUGGACCCAGACAACACCGGUUUCAUCGCAGUGGAGAACUUCACCAGUCUGGUGGAGCACCAUGAGCUGCAGCUGGACCCCUCCAAACUGGACAUGCUGUUCGCCCUGGUGCAGAGCAACGAGGAGGGACAGGUGUGCUACCAGGAGCUCAUUGAGCUGAUGAGCAGCAAGCGUUCCAGCAGUUUCCGACGGGCCAUCGCCAAUGGCCGCCGUACGCUGCAGCGAGAGAUCCUAUUGGAUGAGACGGGCCUUGGUGUGUACAAGCGCUUUGUGCGCUACGUGGCCUAUGAGAUCCUGCCCUGCGAGACAGACCGGCGCUGGUACUUCCACCAGAACCGCCUUUGUCCCCCGCCCAUAUUCAUGGCCAUCAUUACCAUUGUCCAGAUCAUCGUGUUCAUGUGUUAUGGCAUCAUGCUGAAUAAGUGGGUGCUGCAGACAUACCAGCCAGACUUCAUGAAGAGCCCCCUGGUGUACCACCCCAGACACCGCCACCAGGUCUGGCGCUUCUUCAGCUACAUGUUCAUGCACGUUGGGUUGGAGCAGCUGGGGUUCAACGCUCUGCUCCAGCUGAUGAUCGGAGUUCCCUUGGAGAUGGUCCACGGCAUCCUACGCAUCAGUCUGCUGUACAUGGCCGGUGUUGUGGCAGGGUCCUUGACGGUGUCCAUCACAGACAUGCGUGCUCCAGUGGUGGGGGGCUCCGGCGGGGUCUAUGCUCUGUGCUCGGCGCAUCUGGCCAACGUCGUCAUGAACUGGGCCGGCAUGCGUUGUCCAUACAAGCUCCUCCGCAUGAUUCUAGCGCUGGUGUGCAUGAGUUCGGAGGUGGGCCGUGCAGUGUGGCUGCGCUUCUCCCCGCCUUUGCCCUCCUCAGGGCCCCAGCCCAGCUUCAUGGCCCACCUUUCGGGGGCGGUGGUAGGCAUCAGCAUGGGCCUGCUCAUCCUGCGCAGCUAUGAAGAGAGCCUGCAGAAGCAGUGCUCCUGGUGGGUCAUCGUCUUCUCCUUCAUCACGUUCCUUCUCUUUGCGAUUUUCUGGAACAUCUUCGCCUACGAGCUGCUGGGGGUGCAGCUCCCGCCUGCUCCCUGACACCAAGAAGCUCCCCCCCACUCCAUUACAUUGUCCCUCCCAUUGUCAUAUGUCAAGACCCGUCCACUUUACCAUAUCCUUUUCCUGUCCCCUCAGCCAACCUCCCAACAACACCAUUCAAAACACCAUACGUUUUUUCACUUAAAACUGUACAGGGCAGGAAUUGUUCUUUCCCUUUACCCAUAUCAUCAAAAAAUCAUAUCUGUUUUGUGGUGGGAGGGAAUUUGGUAGCAACAUAUGCAGGUGAAACCUGUGUAGCUCUCUUCAUAUCCUCAUUGUGGAGCAGCUAUGUGAAAAGGUCAUCCCUUUUGUCUUUUGUGUUAAAGCUUUACCCACCUCAAGGUUGAACCUGUCAGCGAGCCAUUUUGAUUAAUACCCAUGCAGCUUCAGUUCUCCUGUGUUCAGAGUGGGUUUAUGACCCUCUAGGUGCUUCUUACUGGACAGGUGUGCGUUCUGUCAGUAUCCCUCACUGCCCAUUUUAAAGCCAUGAGGCAGCAGGGCACCAUUGUUCUAUUGCUCAACAUGCACCUAAACACAAGAUCUACACUGUGGAAUAAUGAUAGGAAUUCACAGGAAUAGGCAUUACAUGUAACAAGGCAUACAGCUAGGAAGUAUAGAGGUUGGAAAGACAAGAGGGGAGAGGGAAAAAAAAAAUGCUGAAACUGUGACAUCCUUUCUCCUCGCCGUCACCACCGUGGUGCUCAUGUCUGUAGCCAUUGUCACUCUCCUUUUCCACCCAACCUAAAUGCUUCAGCAGGUUAGCAUAAUCUCUACCACUACCAUAUGCUAACCUGCUAAGCACCAGCAUCUCAUCUAGCUAAUGCUAUAAGGUCGUAACUAAAACGCUUGCUCUGUGCACCUUGGACACACCAGCCCUCACCCUUCUGUGUUGCCAUCUCCAAGAACAUCCACUGCCUGAUGCUGUCGGUGUGGGAACGCAAAGAGAGAGAUGCACACACUGUCAAUUCUCACUCUAACACACUGAACUGGGGAGGGCAACGGACAUUUUAUCAUCGCCUGACCUCUGACCUCUGUGUCCCAGCGGGCAUUGGGGUCGGUCUGUCGAGGCCCAGUCUAUACCUCAGUGUCUCAUUCUUAGGGACUGUACACUUUUGUAAAGGAAUGUAAGCAUAAAAAAGUGUUAAUAAUUUAUUUCUGUUUUUCCUUUGAUAGUGGAUGUGGAUAUUAUAUGUUCAUAAUUAAGAGUAUAUUUACUUGUAUUUUUUCCUUGUUUGGGAAAACAAAAGAAGAAAAAGUUUCAAACGGUGCAGACUUAAUGCUACGAUUGUUCUUAUCAUUACUCUUACAAUACAGCUUUGUUCCUCUGAAAAUAAUCAGCGAGCAGAAAUCCCUGGUUAUUAUGACGAAUGAACACCAAUGACGCAAGUUACGCUCGUCUUUAUAAAUCUUAGUGCUUUAAAGAAUAAGCCAUAGAAGAACCAAUUCAACAUAGACAUGGAAAACAAAGGAUGAGUAAAAACAGUCGAUGCCUGAUUUCUGGUAUAUGCUUUGGUGAAUGUUUCUGCCGUGUAGUCGUCAUUAUUAAGGUCAAAGCUGAUCAAAUAUUUCAUAUGUUAUGUGGUAAAUGAAAGACAGGAUGACAAAGCCAAACUAUUUGUGCAAGAACAUGCUUGAGAAAUGCUGGACUGUUAAACAUGAAAUAUUUGUUGUUAAACACAUCUUAAAUCAAAUUGUAUUUGUCACAUACACAUGGUUAGCAGAUGUUAAUGCGAGUGUAGCGAAAUGCUUGUAGUAACAACUUUAACAACUUGGUUGACCGAUAGAAUAUUCAGACACAGCAUUACUGUAUGAUUGACAGAUUCCAAAUCAAAUGCCUGACUAGUCUUUUUUGGUUAAUGACAAAUUUUGGAUAGAGGAACAUGCCCCAAAUCAGCUCAUUGUCUGAACCAAGCAUUUGCUAAACUUGAAAUUAAAUUUACUUAUAUGCAUUCUUUUUUUUCAGUUUGUAAGCUAAUUCAUGUGAAAGGUUUCUUCUGACUGCUUUAGAGAAGUUUCCAAUGUUGACAGUUGGUCUCAGACAUAAUCCUCAGCAUACAUGAUUGUCACUGACAGAUGAUACUCAUAAAUCAUAGAAUCCAUAGGACAUUAACACAGAAAAGACAAUGGGGCCUACAUAGGGCUAGAAACUAAAUAUUGGUAAAACUGUUAAUAGGAGUAGGAACCUUCCCGAAAUGAAAUGAAAACUAAAGGGGAUGAUAAAAGCUGAAGUACAAGGUACAAGCUUCUAUUUUCCCACCCUUAAAAACACACCCAGGUCUCAGUUAAGUUAUUUGUCAACCGGUUGUUCAGUCUCAAAUAAGACUCCAAUUCUGUAUUCAUAGACAUGUUCAUUUUUUCUCUCUUUUCACCAUGGCGUAUGAGACAGCCGUCAGAGGAAUUAAGAAGUGCGUAUAUCUUCAUUAAGCAGGCAGAGAAGAGGUCGACAGGAGUAGUUUAUUACCCGUCUGCAAGCCAAAUGACUUCACCUUGGGCUGCAUCCAAACACAGCAGCAUUAACAACACAUCUUCUACAAAAGCCCAUCCAAUCCCACUCUCCUUUUGGCUGAGAUGCCCCUGCUUUGUCCAGACAUCCGAGGAUCUGGAGGGAGAGGUAUAAAGGCUGUGACAAAGGAGCAAGUGUCAAUCUACAGGCUGACAUAUGUCACCGUUUUAGAUGGUGCCAAUGUGUGUCCAUGAGCGAUGGCGGGAGAGGGGGAACAGAGGAAGAGGAUUGGAGAUGGCACCAUUCAUAAAACACCAUUGGGGUCAAAGCAACUGUGUGUGCCUUCAUAUCUUGUCUUCUACCCAUCACAACCCCUCGGGCGUCAGAAAUGAUGUAUGGCUGUUACGUGGGGCUCUGUUCUACCAGGAACCGGGGCUCCACCACUGUAAACAGGAUCUACAUGUGAUCUAUUAUAUAAAUUAUGCUCUAUUGAUUAGAACCCCACCACCACCAUCUCUUUAGUGAGUGGUCUACUGGUCCCCUCCCCUUCACAUUCACUAUGUAAACAAAGCUAUGCGGACACCCCUUCAAAUUAGUGGAUUCAGCUAUUUCAGCCACAUCCGUUGAUGACAGGUGUAUAAAAUUGAGCAUACAAUCUUCAUAGACAAACAUUGUCAGUAGAAUGGCCUUACUGAAGAGCUCAGUGACUUUCAACGUGGCACCGUCAUAGGAUGCCACCUUUCCAACAAGUCAGUUCCUCAAAUUUCUGCCUUGCUUGAGCUGCCCUGGUCAACUGCCAGUGCUGUUAUUGUGAAAUGGAAACAUCUAGGAGAAACAACGGCUCAGCCGUGAAGUGGUAGGCCUCACAAGCUCACAGAAUGGGACCGCCAAGUGCUGAAGGGCACAGUGCUUAAAAAUCGCCUGUCCUUGGUUGCAACACUCACUACAGAGUUCCAAACUGCCUCUGGAAGCAACAUCAGCACAAUAACUGUUGGUCAGGAGCUUCAUGAAAUGGAUUUCUAUGGCAGAGUAGCCGUACACAAGCCUAAGAUCACCAUGCGCAAUGCAAAGUGUCGGCUGGAGUGGUGUAAAGCUCGCCGCCAUUGGACUCUGGAGCAGUGGAAACGCAUUCUCUGGAGUGAUGAAUCCGGCUUCACCAUCUGGCAGUCUGACGGACUAAUCUUUGUUUGGCAGAUACCAGGAUAAAGUUUCCUGCCCCAAUACAUAGUGCCAACUCUAAAGCUUGGCUGAGAAGGAAUAAUGGUCUAGGGCUGUUGUUUAUGGUUCAGGCUUAGUUCCAGUUCCAGUGAAUGGAAAUCUUCCAUACAGACAUGGUUGGUGUAGAUCGGUGUGGAAGAACUUGACUGGCCUGCACAGAGCCCUGACCUCAACCCCACCAAAUACUUUUGGGAUGAAUUGGAACACUGACUGUGAGCCAGGCCGAAUCGCCCAACAUCAGUGCCCGACCUCACUAAUGCUCUUGUGGCUGAAUGGAAGCAAGUCCUCACAGCAAUGUUACAAUAAUCUCGUGGAAAGCCUUCCCAGAAGAGUGGAGGCUGUAAUAGCAGCAAAGAGGAGACAAACUCCAUAUUAAUGCCCAUGAUUUAGAAUGAGAUGUUCAACAAGCAGGUGUCCACAUACUUUUGGUUAUGUAGUGUAUUUGUCAGUGUCCAUGAAUAGCCUAACAUUUUGAAGGAAGGAGGGAUCGGUAUUGAACCACAUCACCAUUAAAGGACGUCACUGUUAAAACCAAUGAUAUAUAUAAAGCCUUGAUUGCUGAUGCUAAUGUAUGUAUUGGCCAUUGACAGGCUUUGAAGCCACUGGUCGGCCAUAUUGGCACUCCUCAGAAAAUCAUUCCACAAUAAGAAUUAAUGGAAUUCUAAAUCUUCUCUAGUGUGUAUAUAUAAAUGAUUGGUUAAAACAAAAAGUGGGACCAACAUACCACCUUGCCAUGUGCCCUCCAUUUUCCUUGGAUGCAUCAACCCCAUAGUUGACAUCAUCUAUGGGGCCGUUCUCAAAGCCCUUUCCCUGUUUAUCCUUUCUGUGUUCAUGUCUAAAUGCAACAACUUUUGUAGCAAGCAUAUUUGAGAUUUAUACUGUUAUUAGAUACUCCAGACUCUUGUGUUUUGACAUCAUUGAGCUUUUUUGCACUUGUUGUAAUGUGGUAAACUGACAUGUCCUCGUGCCAAUAUGUUAUAGUGCCAUUUUGUUCUUUAUGCUUUCAUUGGUAUUACCUCUUUACCCCAAUUUUUUGUGCUCUUAUGGAUAAUGCCUUGUUACAACUAGUGCGUCUACAUCCUAAACAUAGCAAUGGGAGAGGGGGCUUGGCUUUUGCGUUUGUGUGUUAUUAAAGGCAUCAGGCUAUGAGGGUCACUGCACUGCGUCACUGUCCUGAUCUUUAUAUAGUAUGGAUAUGUAGAUCAACCAACCUUAAUUAUAUCGAUACCUGCUCUAAGCUGAUGCUUGUGAACAAGCAGGUUGCCUUCUCCCAGUACGUGUCGGUGGUGUACUACUUGAACAUGGGGUACUUUAAUGCUGUACUGUAUGAGGCAGGCUACUGUAGCUCAUUCGACAGAUAAACUGUUAUUUUAAAUAAAAAUCAAAGCAAGCAAACCAGCGCAUUAUUUUUUCAGUAUCAACUUCUAAUAUUAAUUCAUUUGAGCGCAGUGGAAUCCACACAUGGUUUGACCAACAUACAACAAUCACCAGUGCUGAAUAGUUAUCCAAUUUGUUUUCAUCUAUCUCUAGACCAUUAGAAUACCAGUAUAUAUAGGUUUUGAAUGCAGCAUAUGGUACAGUAGUUAUGGAUAACUGAGGCAGUUUGGUUUAUGGUCAUAUGUGUGCUGCUGUGGUAGUUUACACUGGCUGUUCUCUUGCAUUGAUAAAAAUGUUGCCAAGCUUAGGAGGUUAAACCUCCAAAUCCAGACCAGAAGUUGUGCCAAAACAGCGUUUACAAAAGAAUAAAUAAAAAAUUAAUAGAGAGGCUAUUUUUCUCUGGGUCACAAAAUGUAUGUAAAUAUGGAUAGUUUAUAUUAAAUUCCUCAUUAAUUAUUUAAUGAUGUAUUGUACUUUUUAAAUGUUCUGAAUUGAACCCUUUUAUAUUGUAUAUAUUUAUGUUUUAUUUUGUACUGUUCAUUGUACUUGCUUUAAUUUCGGAACAAUACGAAUAAAGAACAAUACUGUGGAAAUGUCUCAUCUUC